This is a messenger RNA of Diaporthe batatas, 1245 nucleotides long. RefSeq lists its product as uncharacterized. The transcript has a single exon. The record is from RefSeq and is a predicted model, not a curated record. Lineage: Eukaryota; Fungi; Ascomycota; Sordariomycetes; Diaporthales; Diaporthaceae. Bases 1 to 1245 code for a protein of 414 amino acids.
AUGGCCGACGACCAUGUCCUCGCAAAGGUGCAUGCCUUGAGCGAUGUCGAGCUGGCCUGUCUCCUGUCGCUCGUCAACAGCGAGCACUGCAUCGUCAGCACACCGACUGGAAGCCUCGAUGACCUUGUCACCGAGCUGCAGCUCAUCACCGACCGCACCUUUGGGCUCAAGUCUGCCGUCGUCGAAUGCAACCCGAACACCACCCUCGACGACUUUGCCAGCUCCUUGCUGCUGCAGCCACACGCCUCCAGCCCGACCACCACCCGCUCGCUCUCGCCCUAUCUGUCGCGAAACCCUCACGACAGCUACUUUCCCGCCGGCCAUGUCUCCUUUGCUCACUCGCCAGGGCGUCUCGUCCAGUCAGCCAUCGCCCCCCUGACGCCCCAAACACCAGGGCCCUCGCAUAGCCAGAUAGCCAACAUUGUCCUCGCCAAAAACCUAGACAAGGCCCCUAGGGCAGUCCAGACACAAGCCCUCGAGCUUCUUCGCACAAAGCGGAUCUUUACAAGAACAUCUGUGCAGACAGCGCCCAAGACCUUCAUGCUGGUGGCCGUCCUCGGCGCAGAUAGCGGCGGUGAGGCAAGGGUUACGCAACACCUGAACGAUUUCUUCUCCGUGGCGCACUGGGUCGACCCAGACGAAGAAGGUUUCCCCCACAUAGACGGGGACGACCUUGACUCCAUAUCCUACACCGACGACGGGCUGGCCGACGACAAGGCCAGUAUUGUUAGCACCGCCAGCGUGGUGAAGCGACGCAGCCGUGGGAGGGGCACCAACGACAUCCUGCACCGCAGCAGUCCGAAGCCCCUGGCCAUGCCAGCCAAUGCCACCACGCCCACGACCAGCAAGGCGCCUGCCUUCACGGCCGCCGACAUAUCCCACCUCCGCCAGCUCUCUCUGCGCACUGCCAUUGAUAUCGACGUGCUCCGCUACCAAAUGAACAUAGUCUCCUUCCUGCGCAUGCACCGCGCCGUUGCCGGCGGCAUAACCCCGCAGGCGACACGCCACCUUGACCAGCUGGUCCGGACGCUCGCGCCCCUGCAUGGGCUGGAGUUUGUCACCCCGGCGCUCGUGGGCGUAGCCGCCCGCAAGGUAUAUCUGCACCGCAUCAAGAUGGUCGAGGCUUCCAAGGAGCGGAGCAUGCAGUGGGGCAGCGAACUAGGCGCUAUUGGGAGACUACUCGAGGGAUGGGGCCCGGAGGACGUGGUUGAGGAGGUCCUGGCGGUAGUCACGGCUCCUGUUUGA